AUGCAAGAUAAAGUAGACGAAUACUAUGCAAGUGUUCUUUUAAAUUCGGAGAAUGGCGAAAAGACGAUCACGGAUGAUCACAACAGGAGCAGUGAUGAAGAAAACCUAGAUGAACUACUAGACGAACUGGAUAAAGAGUUAGACGAAAAUAGUGAUUUUUUGAGUGCUUAUAGAUCGGAGAGGCUACAGGAAAUAUCCGAUCAUUUAAAACAGGUCAAGAAGAAUGUUGAAGAUGAUGGAUAUGGUAAACUGCAGUGCAUUGACAAUGAGUCCGAUGCUAUUGAGAUAUGUACAAAGAGUAGCAUGGUUGUUAUACAUUUUGAACUGGAAACAUUUGCCAAAUGCCAAUAUAUGAAUGAAAAAUUAGGAAUCUUAGCAAGAAAGUAUCUAACUACAAGAUUUAUUAAAGUAAAAGUUCAAACAUGUCCUUUUCUGGUCAAUAAACUGAAUAUCAAAGUGCUGCCGUUUGUAGUUGGUUACAAGAGUGGUUUAGAAAAGGUUCGUUACGUUGGGUUUAGUAGACUGGGUAAUGAUCCUAAUGGGUUUGACAUUAGAAGACUGGAAGAAUCUUUAGCUCUUUCUGGUGUUAUAGAAGACUCAUUCACAACAAAGAAAUGUUCAUCCGAGAACGCUAGAUCCUUUUUCUCUAGAAAUGAUAGCGGGAGUGGGAGCGAUUUAGAUAUCUAG
Saccharomyces kudriavzevii IFO 1802 is the source of this 687-nucleotide messenger RNA. RefSeq names its product Plp1p (gene PLP1). Bases 1 to 687 code for a protein of 228 amino acids. Lineage: Eukaryota; Fungi; Ascomycota; Saccharomycetes; Saccharomycetales; Saccharomycetaceae. Gene Ontology annotation, cellular component: cytoplasm. The transcript has a single exon. The record is from RefSeq and is a predicted model, not a curated record.